AUGAACCCGCACAUCUCUGUCCCUCGUCAACAUGCCGGUCCCGCCAAUUUCGGCUCUACCCCAAGUCGCGGCUCCAGUGUCCGCAUGCCGCGUUUCUUCAAGAGGCUCUUCAAGUUCCCCCAGAUGGACUUUGAGAUGGCUAUCUGGGAGAUGACUUCUCUAUUGAUUGCACCUAAGAAGGUCUUCAAAUCCAUAUACUACCAUAGCCACCCAAUCCGGUGCCUUAACUCGUCUAUCGAAAUCGGCCGUAUUGACCCGUUCCCAGAAACAAAAAACACAUGGCAUCGCCCCGAUCCAUCCUUCACAUACCUCCUCUCGUUCUUCCUCCUCCUCACAGCGCUAGCUUGGGGUCUGGCUUACACCCCCUCUUUCGGGGCCAUUGUACGCCUGUCUCUGCUAUUCGUCUUCGUCCAUUUUAUCGGCUCGUCCCUGUUCAUCUCAACCAUCGGCUAUUUCGUGAUCGGCCGACUCUUCGGUCCCAACGGUGCCGCCGCGUCUCUGGCCGGUCUGCGUGGUUCUCGGGGCCGCCGACGCGGGGCCGCUCAGGGCUUGUUUGUACAGCCUGGCGAGAAGGACCAGCUGGAAUUUGGAUACUGCUUUGAUGUCUCCAAUCGAGCUUUCUUCCCGCUCUACCUCCACCUCUACGUGGUGCAAUUUCUCCUCCUCCCUCUUCUGACCCGCAGCCCGAGCAAUUUCCUGGCGACCUUCCUCGGCAAUUCGCUUUACCUCUCUGCCCUGAUCUACUACACCUACAUCACCUUCCUGGGAUAUAACGCCCUGCCCUUUCUGCACAACACCGAGCUCUUGCUCGUCCCCAUCAUGGUCUUUGCUGUCCUCUGGCUAGUUAGUCUCAUCGCUGGCUGGGGUGUUGUCAUGCAGGGCCGAAGCGUCGUAGGCCUGUUCUGGGGCGUGUGA
This is a messenger RNA of Penicillium atrosanguineum, 915 nucleotides long. RefSeq names its product unc-50 family protein. Gene Ontology annotation, cellular component: Golgi membrane. NCBI's taxonomy places the organism in Eukaryota, Fungi, Ascomycota, Eurotiomycetes, Eurotiales, Aspergillaceae. The coding region runs from base 1 to 915 and encodes 304 amino acids. The transcript is spliced from 4 exons. The record is from RefSeq and is a predicted model, not a curated record.